UAGCGUCCGGCCCAACCACACGAUUGCCUGCCUCUUAGAUCUAUGGUCCCUAUUCAUUACUGACAUGUCAGUAACCAUUUGGUUACUGACCCUAUCUGCUGCCUCAUUUUCCAUGGCCUGGGAAAGAAAGACAGGUCACAACAUUCUUAUUACAUGAGCAUAAUGAUUCAGAUAAUUCAAGAGUAUUGUUACAGUAACCAAACAUAAUGUGCAGGUGAAAGAGAGGGUAGGUUGUAAAAAUCUCUACUGACAAAAUUGUCGUGUAUACUGAUCAAGAUGUCUAGGGCAAUGAUCUUUCAGCGGCUGCAAUUGUUUUUCACCAAAAAUUUCCCUCAACCGCCAACUUCCCACCGCCACCCAUUCCUUCCAAUUCCACCUAUAAAUCGUGCACAUUACCUAGCACAACGCACACCUUGUCAUAAAUCUACAACAAUAUAUCUUCAUAAUGCUACCUUAAGUAUUUGUGUCUGCCAAAUCAACUAAACAUAAAUAAAUAACGAAAAUGUGAAUAGAAACUUUAGCAGUUGACCAAGUGUAAUUAACAGUUUAGCAAUCAAUCUCCAGAAUAAUCAACCACAUUUGAAGGGGAAGUAUGAGAACGGUCAACGAACCUCAUGUCUAAGAUAUAGCUGGCCGAGGAGGCCUAAACUCGUUGGCCUCUUCCAAAACAGUCUCAUCAACUAAGGAGAUGUUGUGACAAAAUAGUGAAAUUCAUGGUGGGAUUCAUAAGUGUGGCGGGUGACAUGAUUCGAUUCAGUUGGAAGGAUAACCAAAGUGCUGGAAAGUGUAAGAAGUACUAACAUUCCCGACAAAGAAAGCAUCGAGGGGAAGGAAAAGAGCUGGUCAAGGGCGAGAGGAAAACAUCCAUUUUUCAACUUGAAGGUGUUCUUGGAGGUAAGUUACUCUAUGCCGCAGACCAACAACUAAUACAGAGCAAUCAAUAGCAAACCUAUACAAAUUAGUCUAAGAGAAGCAGGUAAGCACAACUACCAAAGUGUUGUAUGAUAUUAUACUUCCCCUUCUACCUCUUUAGAUUACCCACAUAAUGACUUAGGUUUAUGCUAAAUUAAAGUUGAGUUUAUUUUUUGCUUGGUAGUUACUGUUUAGUCUACACCAGCACAUAACGGUGCAUGGCCACUGACAUAAGCAACCCCAAAACAAUACACAAAUAAAAGGCAAAAAGGAAAUCCAGUAAUAAGGAAAUUACAGAAAAAAACUGUAGUAUGUUGCUACCACUCUGUUUUGGAUCUCACCAGUUUCUUUCUGUUCUUUGUCUCCCCUUCUCUAUCCUUGCAAAUUGUCUCCCCUACCUAGGUUUUUCCAAUUACUGGAUAGCAUUGUAAAUCCUUUUCAUUAUUGCUGAACGUGCUAAUUAUCUAUUGACCUACCGUGCAUCUUAUAGCAAUUUAAACAAUGAGCAAAGCAGACAGAUGUAAUGAUAUGUACACAGAGUUUCCAUACUGAAUUAUGAUCAACAGAUGUACUGAAGAAGCACGUCCAUUUAGCAGCUACCAAAAACUCACAAAUAAUGCAGUGACCAAAGCCUAUUCGUAGAGAGCCAAUCACUAAUCAUGCAGACAACAAAUGUUGAUUCAGGCAAGGAAAUCAAGUCGAAGAUUGCCUAUUAUGCCCGUUGCCCUUUCAGCUGUAUCAAAGGAAACAGCUAGCUAAUUUGAAGAGUUUCCUUCUUGGUCGAUUAACGGCUAGCUGGUUCUGGUAUUUAUACCUCUCCAUGCUGACUUCUCAAGGCACUUUUGUAGAAGCUUGUUAGCUGUAGAGGGCUUAAGCUUGGCAAUUACAAAAGGGGGUUUUUGACAUACACAGGGUGGAGGAUCUGAGUGUGUCAAGGCUGGUCAGAUCAAGAUUGAUCUGGGUUAUUUGUUCAGCAAUUUAUUUGUGUGUUCUUGUUCUUUCUUUUUGCUAAAACUGAAAUAUAAUAAAGGCCUCCCAGACCAUAUUCUGGGACGUGGAAGUAGACCAUUGCACUUGGGCGAACCACGUUAAAAAUAUCGUGUGCCAUUCUUUUCUCAGUCUUUCACUUGCGAUUCAGAUUUCUUCUUUCGAUCCUCUGCUCUUCCUCUGUUUCACUCUGCUGUGCAUUUGUGCUCUGUUCUGUUACAAAGAAGAAAUCGUCUCUGGCUUUAUGAUCUAACCGAGACUGGGCUUCGGCCUGUCUAUUAAGUUGUACCAGUGGUUGUGUAAAACUGAGGUUAGAUCGUGGGCUUAGAACUCUUGGGCCCAGAUAUAAAUAGAAGGAACGAACAGUGUCUGAAGACACUUUGUCUUUGUCGUUCCCAUCUCUGUCUGUUCCCAUUCUCGAUUUCCCUGAACCCUAAAACUUCUCCUUCUCUGUAUCGAUUUCAAUUGGUAUCAGAGCUGCUCCUUGCAAAGCUAACUACUGCCAAGGUUUACGAUCCAAUGGCGUCUAGUUCCUUCGGUCAUGCAGCCCUAAAUCAUCUCCCAAUUUUCACUGGAUCGAAUUACACUGCGUGGAAGAAACGGAUGAAACAAUUCAUGUGGGGGAUCGAUGAAGAACUCUGGCUAGUCGUGCAAAAUGGACCUGUAGAAAUGAAGGAUGAAGAACAAUCGAUAUGGUUAGUGGAACAGAAGAAAAGUGCUCAAUUGAAUCAGAGGGCUAUGCAUGUCUUGCAAUCCGCCAUGAAUCCUGAUGAAGCUGAUCAAGUGGAGAAUUGCGCAAUAGCCUGGGAGAUCUGGACAACGCUCGAAAGCACAUAUGAAGGUACCUCUAAUAUCAAAGAAUCUCGCAUAGACCUUCUUGUUCAUGAUUACGAAGCUUUCAGUAUGAGUAAAGCUGAAGGUAUUCAUGAGAUGUACUCUAGGUUUACUAUUCUUAUAAAUAAGUUGAAAGGGUUGGGAAAAACUUUUCAGACAAAGGAUCUUAACAGAAAAAUACUCAGAUCUUUGCCAAGAGAAUGGCUGCCUAAAAGAACUGCUAUUGAAGAAGCUAAGAAUCUGAGUACCCUACCUAUUAGUGAAUUAAUAGGUUCCUUGUUAAGUCAUGAGCAUGUUUUAAAGCAGGUUAGUCAGGAGGAUGAAAAACGUAGCAAAAACCUGGCAUUUAAAUCAAAAGUUAUAGACUAUGAACAAGACAGUGAUAUGGAAAAUGACUUUGAAAAAGAAUUUGCUCUUGUUAGCAAACGAUUUCAUAGAAUGCUAAAGUUCAAAAACGGCCAAAAACAGCGUUUAGAUGACUCCAAAUAUGGAGGUACUAAAAAUCAUUUUCAAAGUAGGCUGCUACCACAGCAGACCAGAAAAUUUGAAUCAGGUCAGCAGGAAAGGGAGUCUCAGGCAUGCUACAAGUGUGGGAAAUUUGGUCACAUAAGAGCACACUGCCCUCAAACCAUAAAGGCCAAAGAGAAAGCUAUGAAGGCCUCCUGGAGCGAUUAUGACACUGAUCAAGAAGAACAGGAGUCAGAAAAUGAAGCAUUUAUGGCCAGAACAAGCCCCAUAGAAGAAGAAGAAGAAAAAGAGUCAGCUGUUGUGAGUGAUGAUCACAAAUGGUAUCUCGACAGUGGGUGUUCCCACCAUAUGUCUGGUAAGAAGCUUCUAUUCUCUUCUUUAACCCUGAUGAAUGGAGGUAAAGUGUGGUUUGGGGAUAAUGGAUGUGGAAAAGGUAAUUGGAUCUGGAACUGUAGGAAGAAAACCUCUUCCUUCUUUUAAAAAUGUCUUACUGGUUGAAGGACUAAAACAUAACCUAUUGUCAAUAAGUCAACUUUGCAGUAAUGGAUAUCAUGUUAUGUUUGAAACAGAUAGGUGUGUUGUUAAGAGAAAUAAAGAUGAAAAAGUCAUGUUUGUUGGGAAAAGGUUAAAUAACAUGUAUGUCAUUGAUCUAAGUAAUCUUGGUGCCUUUAAUGAACUGUGCUUUGUCUCUUCAUUUCAACAAGAAUUGACUUGGCAUAGGAAGAUGGGUCAUGUGAGUCUUCAAAAACUUGUUGAUCUGACUAAGUCUGGUCUAGUUAGGGGAGUACCAACUUUAAAGUUCAAAACUGACUUUUUCUGUGAAGCAUGUGCGAGUGGUAAGCAUUGUAGGAAACCUUUGAAUUCCAAAACUGAUAUCACUUCACAUGAAAUGUUUGAAUUAAUUCACAUGGAUUUAUUUGGUCCAUGUAAUGUUACAAGCCUUGGUGGUAAAACGUGUUGGUUCUGGUUGAUGAUUACUCUAGAUACACUUGGGUGUACUUCCUUGCUUACAAGGACGAGGCUCUUGCAAAAUUCAAAUCAUUUAUCAUGUUGUUUUUAAAUAAGAUUAAAACCAUUAAAAGUGAUAAUGGGGGGGGGGGGGAAUUUGUGUCUGAAGAAUUUGAAAUUUUCUGUAAUGAGUCAGGCAUUUCUCAUACUUUUUCUGCUCCAAGAACUCCACAACAGAAUGGAGUUAUGGAAAGAAAGAAUAGGACUCUUAUUGAAUGUGCUCGUACUAUGCUUCUUGAUUAUAAUCUUCCAAAAUUCUUGGGCUGAAGCUGUGAGUACUGCUUGUUAUGUUACAAAUCGAGUUUUUAUUAGAAAAGGUAUUAACAGAACUCCCUAUGAAAUUUUUAAGAACAAAACUCCUAACCUUGCUUAUUUUCAUCCUUUUGGAUGUUCUUGUCAUGUUUUAAACACUAAAGACAGGCUAGGUAAAUUUGAUGCUAAAUCUGACAAAGCCAUCUUUCUAGGCUACUCAAUAAAAGGACAAGCCUAUCGUGUUUAUAACAAACGUACUCAGAAAGUGGAAGAAUCAGUUCAUGUUAUAUUUAAUGAUUCUAACACUGGAAGUGAGGAAUUUGAGCAGGAUUUUCAGGAAUAUGAUCUCUUGGAAAUGAUAAGAACUAGUUCAGAACCUACUGAAGAGGUCAUCCCAGAAGAAAGAACCAAAAUUGAUGAAGGUCCCAGUCUGGAAACUGUUUCUGCAGAGGAGGAUCUCUCUGCUGCUACUACUAAAGCACCUCCCUACAUUCAGAGGCGUCAUCCAUCAGAUCAGAUCAUAGGUAACCUGAAUGAUGGUCUUCGAACUAGAGGUAAGUAUGUUCCCGGACAAUAUGCUUAUGUUUCUCAGUUUGAACCAAAGAACUAUAAAGAGGCUAUUAAAGAUGAUGAAUGGUUCUUUGCUAUGGUCGAUGAAUUAACACAAUUUAAAUCUCUUCAUGUUUGGGAUCUUGUGCCUAGACCUGUGAACCAAUAAGUGAUUGGAACUAAGUGGGUCUUUAGGAACAAAUCUGAUGAAAAUGGUACUAUAAUUCGAAAUAAAGCCAGAUUAGUGGCACAAGGUUAUUCACAGGAGGAAGGAGUAGAUUAUGAUGAAACCUUUGCCCCUGUUGCUAGGCUAGAAUCAAUUCGAUUACUGUGUGCUUAUGCUUGCUACAUGGGGUUUCCUCUUUAUCAAAUGAAUGUUAAAAGUGCAUUCUUAAAUGGUGAUAUCAAUGAGGAAGUUUAUGUUUCACAACCUCCUGGUUUUGAGGAUCAUCAAUACCCUAAUCAUGUUUAUAAACUUAAAAAAGCUCUAUAUGGUCUAAAACAAGCUCCAAGAGCUUGGUAUGAUACACUUACCUCUUUUCUGCUUCAACAUGGUUUUGUACAGGGUUCAGUUGAUAAGACCCUAUUUAUUAAACACAAAUCAUAUGA
This is a messenger RNA of Linum trigynum, 5619 nucleotides long. The record is from the annotation of a GenBank genome assembly. NCBI's taxonomy places the organism in Eukaryota, Viridiplantae, Streptophyta, Magnoliopsida, Malpighiales, Linaceae.